AUGUCUCAGUACAAGACAGCAGCCAGAAACAUGAACUGCAUGAAGACGCAGUCGCCGACCCUCACGAUGGCGAGUAAUGACAGCGACCCUCUCCCACUCGGCUGGGAAGUCAAAAUAGACCCGCACACUGGAUGGCCUUUCUUUGUGGAUCAUAACAAUCGCACUACAACCUGGAAUGACCCGAGACACGACACCAAAAAGGUGCGAGAGCCAUCCUCAAACGGCCCUAGUGCAUCACCAGAACCCAUGCCUCAAGAAACUCAGAAAUCGCACAUCAGAGAAAUGAAGCACCCGAUCCUCCGCCCCGGCUACGUCCCCAUCCCAGUCUUCCACGAGGGGGCAGAGCUCGGACAGCAGCAACAGCCACAGCAGCAGCAUCAUCCAUGUUACUCCUUCAUCCAGCCAGGGCCCCCCCAGGGCACCCGCACCGACGGCCGCGCUCCCUCCCCAAGCCAGAGUCUCCACGGCCGGCCGAGGUCUCCGCUACACACCCCCUCAGACGGCUCCAUGAGUGAGAGAAGUGCAAAGUCCGACUCCCCUGUGUCAUACACGCCAGAGGUCCACAGUGUUCCACAUCACCAGCCCCCCAGACCGAGCAGCACUGGACUACAGGCCGGGUACAUCCCCAUCCCAGUGAUCCACGAGGGCAUCGGACCCCAGACCUCCCCCCAGCUCAACCCCUCUGUAUACUCCCAGCGCGUCCCGUACACAGAGCACCAGCAGCAGCAGCCUUUCCACCGCAUCCAGGCUGAAGAAUGGCCCGGCUACGCGUCCAGGGAGAGAGCUUCUCCGGUGACGUUCCAACAAGCUCCGUCCGUCAGCCACCCACUAAGCCACAUGAGGAGCCAGUCGCCGAUGUCUGUGACACAGCUGCAUGGAGACAGACCUCAGAUCCAACCUCACAUCCUUAUGAGAGAGUCCCCACAGAGGAUGGAGCAGGAGCCGCCAGCCCCCCAGCUCAAGCACGAGAACGUACAGUCUUUGCACACGGAAGUCGAAAAACCACAUCAACCUCAAGCUUACACGCCUUCACCACCUCUGCAACCUCCGCAACCCCAGCCACCGUCUCCACAAUUGGCCUCUCCUUCCCUAUCGCUACCCCCGCAACCCUACCCUGACCCAAUCCCCCCAAGACAAGAGCCUCCUCAGCAUACAGCAGACAUCAGCGUACAACUACCUUGCAAACCAGAAGUCCGAGACACUGUUACAACUCCUACCACCCCGACUCCUACUACCCCUACUCCUGCUACUGCUGAGGCCCCAAAAGCAGAACCGAAGCACCCUGGAUUAGCCAAAGUGGAGCAGAUCAUUGAGCGAGUAACCAAACUAGAACAAGAAGUGAAGUGUUUUGACGGCAAGAAGAAUGACAAGAGAUAUUUGCUUCUGGAGGAGCUGUUGACCAAAGAGUUGCUGGCCUUGGACUCUGUUGAUCCGGAGGGCCGCGUGGACGUGAGGCAAGCCAGGCGUGACGGAGUGAGACGGGUCCAGACCAUUUUGGAUUUUCUGGAGCAGAUGGAAGAGCAUACUACCACAGAUCUCACGCAAAAAGGAGAGCCCACCAUGAUCACAAAAGAAAAUGUAGAAAUGUCGAGAGAGAUUUCGUAA
This is a messenger RNA of Knipowitschia caucasica, 1605 nucleotides long. The record is from the annotation of a GenBank genome assembly. Lineage: Eukaryota; Metazoa; Chordata; Actinopteri; Gobiiformes; Gobiidae.